AUGCAUCCCCACAAAGACAACGACCUCCCCGACAUCCAUCGCUACAUAACAACCCACAGCACAGAAGGCGAAGCAGUAUUCCUCUCACACGCCCAAGUCCCCGACUACAUGCCCUCCCAACCCGCAGGCAGUGACGGUGAGAUAGCCCUUCUCUACGCAACAGACACCGUGCCCGCCUCACUAGAAGACGAAGCCGACAUCGCCAUGUACGACGAAUACCUCCACCAACCGCCAGGCCUGACAACGGACACAGGCACCGUUUUCCGCAUGAUAGAUCUGAAGCCCGGGAAGAAAACCCCCAUGCAUCGGACUGUUAGCUUGGACUAUGGAGUCGUGUUGGAGGGUGAUGUGGAUCUGGUGCUUGAUUCCGGGGCCAGUCGGCAUUUACAUCGUGGGGAUGUGUGUAUACAGCGGGGAACGGCACAUGCGUUUAAAAAUCGGAGUGGGAAGGAGUGGUGUCGGUUGUUAUUUGUGUUUUUGCCCAUGAACAAGUUGAGCUAUAAGGGGCGGGAGCUGGGUGAGGAAGUUUACGAUGCUCAGUAUGCGGAUGAGAGUGAGUAG
This is a messenger RNA of Penicillium verhagenii, 561 nucleotides long. Its product is annotated as cupin domain-containing protein. The coding region runs from base 1 to 561 and encodes 186 amino acids. NCBI's taxonomy places the organism in Eukaryota, Fungi, Ascomycota, Eurotiomycetes, Eurotiales, Aspergillaceae. The record is from RefSeq and is a predicted model, not a curated record. The transcript has a single exon.